AUGGCCCCUCCAAACGGCCCCCAAAGCAUGGCGACGCGGCAGACGCUGCACCAAUCCUCGCAUUCUACCUUGAGCAGCGUCUCCUCUCGCUCACCUUCACAGCGGCAGCAGCAGCAGCAACGUCCGCCGCCGCCGCCGCACAGCAGCAGCAGCGACCGGCGCCACUCGGCCGGCGACGGCGACGGCGACAGCGACAAGAAGACGUGGCUCCGCUCGUUCAAGACGUGGCUGACCGUUAGCGAGCCAUCGGCGCAGGCCAUGAAGACGCAGAAGCGCGACGCGUUUCGCCGAGCCGGCAUCGACCCCAAAGACCCGGCCGCCGCGGCCAAGAUGCACCUGCCGCUGGGCACGCUGCCGCUGGGCGCGACCACGUCCACGUCGGGACCCACGCCCGAGGAGCGCCUCGCCAGGGAGCGGCGGAGCCGGCCGCAGUGCCGCACGCACGGGUCGGCGCAGUCGGUGUCGAGCGGGAGCUCGACAAGCGCGCCGCCAAGCAUUCGUGACGUGAACCACGUCGCUCCGUGGGAGAAUUGA
This is a messenger RNA of Beauveria bassiana ARSEF 2860, 534 nucleotides long. RefSeq lists its product as uncharacterized. The transcript has a single exon. NCBI's taxonomy places the organism in Eukaryota, Fungi, Ascomycota, Sordariomycetes, Hypocreales, Cordycipitaceae. Bases 1 to 534 code for a protein of 177 amino acids. The record is from RefSeq and is a predicted model, not a curated record.